GAAUGAGAUAUAUAACUAUGUUUGUUGUUUUGCUGCUCUUCAUUUUAGGUGAUUGGACACUAAGUAAAGGAGCGCCAGCUCCCAUUUCUAGGGAAAUCUUUGUCAAUCCCCAAGGUGGCUCUGGAAUCUACACAACCAUUCAAGAUGCUAUCAACCAAGGCGUUCCGGGAAAUAACACCGGAUGGGUUUUGAUUAAUGUGGCCCCUGGGGUUUAUGCGGAGAAUGUAACAGUUCCUCGAGAUAAGCCAUACGUAUAUUUGAAGGGUCACCAGAGAUCUACCACAAUAGUUGCUGGGAGGAGCUCUGGCAACCUUUGGGAAGCUACUUUGAUGGUAUUAGCAGACAAUUUCAUUGCCCAACGCAUAACUUUCAAGAAUACAUUCAACGUUGCUGGCUCAAUCCUCGGAAAUGAUGUGAAGCCUGCUGUGGCCGUCUCUGUGCAAGGAGACAAGAAUUCUUUCUACCGAUGUGCCUUUAUUGGUCUACAAGAUACAUUAUUUGAUGCAAUUGGUCGGCAUUUCUUCCGGUCUUGCUACAUUGAAGGUGCAGUUGACUUCAUCUUUGGUGAUGGAACCUCAAUGUACCAGGCCUGCGUAAUAAAUGCAACCGGAUAUGGUUUCAUAACAGCACAACGCAGAGAGACCCCAGACGGACCAUCGGGUUUUGUUUUGAAAUUCACGAGGGUGAUUGGGACUGGUCCAACAUAUCUUGGUAGAGCAUAUGGGGCUUAUUCAAGAGUCCUGUUUUAUAAAUCCACGCUUUCAGGCUCUGUGGACCCAAAGGGAUGGGACCCUUGGAAUUUUGUAGGUCAUGAGAACCAACUGACUUAUGCAGAGGUUGAUUGUCGUGGUGAUGGAGCUAAUACCUCACAACGAGUUAGUUGGGAGAAAACACUAAGCCCCUCUGAGUUGAAAAGUCUUAUCAGCACAUCGUUCAUCGACAAUGAGGGAUGGCUAGCAAAUCAGCCCCUUUCUGCCUAAGUUGUUUUAGUUCAUUAUUGAUCAAUAAAUUUCUUGUGUAUAAUUUCUUAUGUAUCAAUCUGAAGUCAUUCUACCACUGAUUUUGGAUAUUAUAUCUUCUCUCCCAUAGAUGAUUCUAGCCUUUAAUAUUUCCAUCAAAUAAAAUAUU
This is a messenger RNA of Vitis vinifera (wine grape), 1128 nucleotides long. RefSeq names its product probable pectinesterase 29. Gene Ontology annotation, biological process: cell wall modification. The coding region runs from base 3 to 980 and encodes 325 amino acids. Gene Ontology annotation, molecular function: pectinesterase activity. The transcript has 5 exons. The record is from RefSeq and is a predicted model, not a curated record. NCBI's taxonomy places the organism in Eukaryota, Viridiplantae, Streptophyta, Magnoliopsida, Vitales, Vitaceae.